This is a messenger RNA of Amphibalanus amphitrite, 3552 nucleotides long. Its product is annotated as exosome complex exonuclease RRP44-like. The record is from RefSeq and is a predicted model, not a curated record. Gene Ontology annotation, molecular function: RNA nuclease activity; RNA binding. The transcript is spliced from 22 exons. The coding region runs from base 550 to 3465 and encodes 971 amino acids. Lineage: Eukaryota; Metazoa; Arthropoda; Thecostraca; Balanomorpha; Balanidae.
UUCUCUAUAUACCGUGCCUCGGGUCACGCGGCGGUCGGGAGUCGGACGCGGGGCGUGGUCGCGGGCGGACGCGCGGGGCAUCAUGCUUUGAUUUGCUUGCUUUGUCAACUUCAUAUAACUUACUAUCGCAUUCGUGUGAAAGCCAAACACUGCUCAGUGCCCUUAGAAAUUGAGUUUUGGAAAGCUCAAGUCCCUAUAGCUCCUCAGGUCGGCAACAGUUGAAGCCUCAUCUGAACCCAUGUGAAAAAACGAGGAACGUCGCCUGCGACUCCCGCACGCCGUUUGCCCCGGCCGUCCGUACUGGUCUUCGCGCUGCGAGCCGCGCUGGAGUUCGCGGCGGCGUCGUGGAGCUCCCAUCGGGACGGCGUGUGAUGCCCGCGUCGAGCUUAUAAGCCGUGAGCUUCGAUUGGCGGCUCACGCGGUCACCAGCUGUAUGUACAGUGGAUCUAUUUAAGAUCUCCAGAGCCACCACGUGGCGCUACGGUCGGGGUAGGGCGAGUCCAAAUCCCGAGACUUUUGGGGUGUAACUGAUCACCUACCUAGUAGACAAUGCUGAAGCAAAAAGUGUUUUUGAAGAAGAACAGAAGAGGAAAUGUUCUUAAGAUUGUCCGCGAGCACUACCUGCGCGAUGACCUGUGGUGCGGCGUCGACGGCUGCUCCAAGUGCGAGCUCCAGACGUCGGGCCAGACGCCCCUGUCGCGCUCCCUGGAGUCGCCCAGCACCGCCGUGCCUGAGCCGCACGUGCUGAUACCCGACACCAAUGUUAUCCUGCAUCAGCUGGAGAUCCUUUCCAGUGAUGCCAUCAAGAACGUGGUCCUACUGAAGACUGUGCUGGAUGAGGCGCGGAAGCGCAGUCCUCCACUGUUUAAGAAGCUCACAGAUCUGAUGUCGGCUACAGACAAACGCUGCUACGUCUUCAUCAACGAACAUCACAAGGACACAUUCGUGGAGCGGGUGGCCGGUGAGACGUCCAACGACUACAGUGACCGCCUGAUCCGGCGGGCGGCACACUGGUACAGUGAGCACCUGGAGGGCUCCGGCCUGAGGGCCCUGCUGCUCACCGACGACCGGGACAACCUCCGCAGGGCCAAAAAGGAGGGCGUGCCCUGCAUGAGAGUAUCCGCGUACGUGUGGUCGCUGAGCGCCCACCCGGAGCUGGUGGACCAGCUGGCCGCCCUGGACUGCGCCGGCGCCGGAGACCACGCCGUCACCUACCCGGAGCACCUCAGCCUGGCUGCUCUGCAGAGCGGUGUGCGCACCGGACGGCUGCGACAGGGGAAGUUCUUCGCGAGAGACGACAACUAUCUGGAGGCGACGGUCAUGGUGGAGGGAUUGGACCAGCCGGUGCUGCUCCAGGGCCGGUACGACCUGAACCGCGCCGUCCAGGACGAUAUCGUGGCCGUGGAACUGUACCCCAAGGACCGGUGGUCCGUGCCCUCCAACAUGGCCCUGCUCGACACCGGCUUUGAGAACGAUUACUCCUGUGAGCGGGACUUUCCGCCUGCGUCGUGCCUGGGCCAGCCGGGCGCCCAGCCCACCGGCCGCGUGGUGGGCAUCAUCAAACGCAAGUGGCGCCAGUACUGCGGCAUGGUCGAACUCAACCCCAUCGCUGAGGAGAUGUCCCACCAGUUUGUUCCGGCCAACGACCGAAUACCGCGGGUGGUGAUCCAGACUGCCCGGGGCCGUCAGCUGGCAGGGCAGAGGGUGGUGGUGUCCAUCGACAGCUGGCCGCGCAACUCACGGUAUCCGCAGGGCCACUUCUGCCGCGACCUCGGUAAGAUCGGCACCAAAUCUGCCGAGAACGAAGUACUGCUUCUGGAGCACGACGUUCCGCACAGUCACUUCUCUGAACCGGUGCUGGCGUGUCUGCCGCAGCUGCCCUGGGUCAUCACCCCGCAGGAUGAAGCGAAUCGUGUGGACCUUCGCCAUGUGGAUGUGUGCUCGGUCGACCCGCCGGGCUGCACAGACAUCGAUGACGCGCUGCACUGCAUACCGCUGAAGAACGGGAACUAUGAGGUGGGCGUCCACAUUGCCGAUGUGUCGCACUUCAUCCGGCCCGGCACCGCUAUCGACAAGGAGGCCGCCAACCGGGGUACCACCGUCUACCUGAUCGACAAACGUAUCGACAUGGUGCCAGAUCUGCUCAGCUCUAACCUCUGCUCGCUGCGCGGUGGGGAGACCCGGUUCGCCUUCUCCUGCAUCUGGGAGAUCACCCCAAAGGCCGAGAUCGUCAACACAAAGUUCCACAAGUCCAUCAUCAGGUCCCGCGCAGCGCUGACGUACGCCGAGGCUCAGCUGAAGAUAGACGAUGUCACCCAGCAGGACGCCGUGUCGAUAUCGCUGCGCGGCCUCAACAUGCUGGCCAAGCAGCUCAAACAGCGACGCCUCGACGACGGCGCGCUGCUGCUGGCCUCUCCCGAGAUCCGGUUCCACAUCGACUCGGAGACGCACGACCCGAUCGACGUCCAGUCCAAGCAGCUGCUGGAGACCAACUCGAUGGUGGAGGAGUUCAUGUUGCUGGCCAACGUGUCGGUGGCUGAGCAGAUCCUGCACGAGUUCCCCGAGUGCGCGCUGCUGCGGCGGCACCCGGAGCCGCCGCCCAGCAACUUCCUGCCGCUCAUCAAGGCCGCCAGACUGCAGGGCUUCGAGCUGGACGUCAGCUCCAACAAGCGUCUGCAGGAGUCUCUGAACUCCGCCGUGAAGCCGGCCACGCCCUACUUCAACACGAUGCUGCGCAUCAUGGCCACCCGCUGUAUGAUGCAGGCGGUGUACUUUUGUACGGGAACCGUCAGCAGAGAGCUGUACCAGCACUACGGACUGGCGGCGCCCAUCUACACACACUUCACGUCGCCGAUCCGAAGGUACGCAGAUAUCAUCGUGCACCGUCUGUUGGCCGUGGUCACCGGCCAGGACUCCACCUACAAGGAGCUGCUCGACAAGCGGCGAACGCAGAACACCUGCAACCACAUCAACUACCGGCACCGGAUGGCCCAGUACUCGCAGCGCGCCUCAGUCGGCCUGCACACACACUUAUUUUUCAGAGAGCGUGUGCGGGAGGAGGAGGGUUACGUGCUGCAGGUGAAGCAGAACGCCGUCUCCGUGCUGGUACCCAAGUACGGCCUGGAGAGCACCAUCCUGCUGCCCGGCUCCGAGCGACAAAACGCCACAGUGCAGUUCGUCUAUGACGAACAGGUGCCCUGUCAGUCUGCAGCGGGGGUGACGCUGCGCACCUUCGACAAGGUCAUAGUCCAGCUGUCGGUAGAGUCGCGCAACAUCCAGCAGCAGAAGCUCGUCAUGAAACUCGUCAAACCAGAGAUCCCUGGUUUCACCGUAGAACCGCUGGAGCCGCCGCCGGAACCACUGCCCGAACCCGCUGCCGCUCCAGAGCCGACAAAACCCAGCUCCAAGGCGUCGAAACGGCAGCGCGCAGAUGCGGCCAGGCCCACCAAGAAGAAAACCAAGUAGGGCAACGCGCUCGGGGGCGAGCGUACUAUGGGGAGUAUGCUGUGAUCGGCCUCAAUAUGUCAUCAAAUACACACAUGACUUCGUAUA